Molecule: messenger RNA, 1475 nt
Organism: Drosophila hydei
Lineage: Eukaryota; Metazoa; Arthropoda; Insecta; Diptera; Drosophilidae
Gene: Got1
Product: aspartate aminotransferase, cytoplasmic
Exons: 4
Coding region: 57-1289 (410 amino acids)
Biological process (GO): L-aspartate biosynthetic process
Cellular component (GO): cytosol
Molecular function (GO): pyridoxal phosphate binding; L-aspartate:2-oxoglutarate transaminase activity
Source: RefSeq, a predicted model, not a curated record
UGCCGACGUAAAAGGUUUAUUUAGUAUAAUUGUUUUGCUUGGAUUUGCAACGCACAAUGUCUUCAACAAUUUUUGCCAAUGUGCAACAAGGACCGCCAAUUGAAGUGUUUGCGUUGACGCAAGCAUUUAGGGAUGACGUUAAUACACCAAAAGUCAAUUUGUCUGUGGGCGCUUACCGAACAAACGAAGGUCAGCCAUGGGUGUUGCCCGUGGUGCGCAAAACAGAAGUGUCAAUCGCGACCGAUGAGACAAUUAAUCAUGAAUAUUUGCCAGUAACGGGACUGGAUACGUUUACGCAUGCAGCAACUGAAUUGGUCUUGGGUGCGGAUUCAGUAGCAUUAAAAGAGAAACGUGCCUUUGGUGUGCAAACGAUAUCUGGAACAGGAGCUCUGCGUGUCGCUGCUGAAUUUUUAUUUAAUCAAUUGAAGCGUAAUACCGUUUACUACUCGAAUCCGACAUGGGAGAAUCAUCAUAAGAUUUUUGCCGAUACUGGAUUUACCAACCUGAAUUCGUAUCGCUAUUGGGACCAAAACAAACGUCAGCUGGACUUAGAGGGCAUGCUCGCUGACUUAGAUAAGGCGCCGGCUGACUCUGUCAUUAUUUUACAUGCCUGUGCACACAAUCCUACGGGCAUGGAUCCCACCCAGGACCAGUGGAAACAAAUUGCCGAUCUUAUUGAACGUAAAAAACUGUUUCCACUUUUCGACUCAGCAUACCAGGGCUUUGCCAGCGGUGAUCCUGAUCUGGAUGCCUGGGCGAUACGUUACUUUGUAGAUCGAGGAUUUGAGCUAUUUGUUUGCCAAUCGUUUGCUAAGAAUUUCGGUUUGUACUGCGAGCGAGUGGGCAACUUGACGGUAGUACAGCGAAGCGGCGCUACUCGAAACAUGAUCCAUUCGCAGAUAACUCUCCUCGUACGUGGUCUAUACUCGAAUCCCCCAGCGUAUGGAGCUCGCAUCGUAUCGAAGGUAUUGAAUACACCUGCACUCCGGCAAGAGUGGAUGGACUGCAUCAAAAGCAUGUCAAGUCGCAUUCGGGAAAUGCGCUCACUUCUGCGCGACAAGCUUGUUCUAUUGGGAACGCCUGGCAAUUGGGAUCACAUUGUUAACCAGAUUGGCAUGUUCUCCUACACAGGUCUCAAUGAGAAACAAGUGGCCAUAUUGAUCAAGGAAUAUCACAUUUAUUUGCUAAAAACUGGCAGAAUCAAUAUGUGCGGCCUGAACACAGGAAAUAUUGAAUAUGUAGCAAAAGCUAUUCAUGCAGCUGUGACCUCAAAUCCUGCUAACUUAUAAGCAACGAAAAUCAAUUAACAAAGUUUACAACUUAAUAUGGUGGCCUACGUAAAACGUGUCUCGGAAAGAUUUAAAAAAUAUUGUCAAGUUACAAGUAAUUUCCGCAUGCAUUAUGAGAUUGCAUUUUCUAGAAUUAUACAAGUGUAUUAAAUAGCUCUGCUUAGCAUUUUAUAGUACAUUUAUAAU